AAUUAAUAUUUCUCGCAUAAAAUUUAACUACCGGCCGCCUUACCCAAUCGAAAAGCGUUAAUACAUAAUUCCGGUGUGAUUUACAAUUGAAAUUGUGCCUGUGCGUGCGCCAGUCGCUGUUAAAUCCCAACGCAAACGAUUGUGUGUGUGCAUCCAGAGAAUUUCGAGGUGUGUGCAUUGCAGCGCUUUUUUUGUGUGUCCCCAUAGUACCCCCGCAUCCUGUUCAGUCGUGUGUACCCGCAAACAUUGUGCUAAAUUAUAUAAAAAUAAAUUGGCGAAAAAGGCAACAAAAAAGAAAAAAUUCUGCUAGUGGAAUGCCAUAUAGAGCGACAGCGAGAGAGAGAGAAAAAGAGAGGGAGCGUAAGCGUGAGAGAAAUCGAUGACGAUAGCUUUGUUUAGCUAUCGCCCUCGAUACACUCCUCCGCAGCGCAGUAAAAGCGGCGGCGUCAAGGAAUCCCUUGCAGUAUGACCGUGCUGUAGAUAACCAAAUACACCGAACGCAAGUGAGUGCGAGAGAAAAGAGACGCCGCGCAACAACAAUUCGUGUGCAUGUGAUGCCAAAUCAAAAGGAAAACACAUAAAAUAUAACCAAGCAGCAGCAAAAGCCAAGAGCGCAAAAGGCCAGUGUCCGCAGAGAGAGAGAGACAGAGGAAUAUGUGAAGGAUUCAAACCAUAAAUCGAUGUGCCAUUCAGGAGCAGAAGCAGAAGCAGAAGCAGCAAAACCUAGAAGCUAAGACGAGACGCGAGAGUAUUAACCACAAGAGAAGGCGCAACAGUGCAACAAUCCCUCCAGCAACAAAGAACCUGAAAGCAGCAGCAGCAGCAGCAGCAGAAGUGGCAACAAACAGAACGUAAAUCUAGAAACAGUGUAAAUACAACUGUAACGAAUUUAAAGCAAACAAAAAAGCAGACAACACACUUGAUGUCCCCCCCAGACGCUCGUUGAUAGAUGCCAAGAUAAGUCGCUACCGUUUCAACACCGCCAUCAACAUCACCCAGCAACAGAAGCAGCAACAACUGCAACAGCAACAGGCGCAACAGCAGCAGCAACAGCAACAGCAACAGCAGCUACAGCAGGGCAUACAGAACAGAGAGAAGCAUCCGCCAUCCCAUCAGCAUUUGUUGCCAUUGGAGGAGCAGCAAAGGAGCAGCGGCAGGACAACAGCAGCAGCAGCAGCCGAGCAGGAGGAGCUCUGCAUAGGCGGCACCGCAACCGGCAGCGGCAGCAGCAGCUUAACCAAAGGUCGAGGAAACAACUGCAAGACGCCAAACUCUACUGCAAAAGUCGCCAACAUAACACAUAAAAUUUUCGGUUGGCUACGCAAAUCGCGAAACAAACGGCCAGUCGAGAUCCUAACAAGCGAUUUCGAAGGCGAAGACGGCGACGGCGACGAGGGGGAAGGAGGAGCAGGAGCAGGAGCAGGAGCAGGAGCAGGGGCAGGAGCAGCACCUGGGAGUGCAGGUGGGUCAGGUGCAGCGGGUGGUGCAGCCGAUCAUCAGCAAUUUUCAGUGGCAAACGUUCGAUACAAAGCCGGCAAGCUGAAUACCACACAGACAGCCACGGAGACCACCACCACCGCCAUCGAUUCAAACGAACCCAAAUCUGAAAAGAUGUCAUCGGGGGGCACGUUUGUGGAUCGAAUCGACCCGUUCGCCAAACGUUCACUCAAAAAGAAGGGCAAAAAGAGUCAAGGUUCCUCGCGCUACAGAAAUUCACAGGAUGUUGAGUUGCAGCAAUUGCCGCCGUUGAAAGCCGAUUGCUCCAGCCUCGAACAGGAGGAGCUGUUUAUACGAAAGUUGCGUCAGUGUUGCGUAUCAUUUGACUUUAUGGAUCCCGUGACGGACCUCAAGGGCAAGGAAAUCAAGCGGGCGGCACUCAAUGAUCUAUCCACCUAUAUAACGCACGGGCGCGGUGUGCUCACGGAACCCGUUUAUCCGGAAAUAAUACGCAUGAUUUCUUGCAACUUAUUUCGCACACUGCCGCCCAGCGAGAAUCCAGAUUUUGACCCGGAGGAGGAUGAUCCAACAUUGGAGGCCUCGUGGCCACACCUACAGCUGGUGUAUGAGGUGUUCUUGCGCUUCCUCGAAUCGCAGGAUUUCCAAGCAACCAUUGGCAAGCGUGUGAUCGAUCAGAAGUUUGUCUUGCAGCUCUUGGAACUGUUCGACUCUGAGGAUCCACGCGAGCGUGACUUUCUCAAGACGGUGUUGCAUCGCAUCUACGGAAAGUUCUUAGGUUUACGCGCUUUUAUACGAAAACAAAUCAACAACAUAUUCUUGCGAUUCAUCUACGAGACGGAGCACUUCAAUGGUGUGGGCGAACUCUUGGAAAUACUCGGCAGCAUCAUCAAUGGCUUUGCCUUGCCACUGAAGGCCGAGCAUAAACAGUUUUUGGUCAAGGUCCUGUUGCCGCUGCACAAAGUCAAAUGCCUGUCUCUAUAUCAUGCACAGCUGGCAUAUUGUAUUGUACAAUUCCUAGAGAAGGAUCCAUUCCUUACCGAGCCGGUGGUGCGGGGCCUGCUCAAGUUCUGGCCAAAGACGUGUUCCCAAAAGGAGGUCAUGUUCUUGGGCGAAAUCGAGGAGAUACUUGAUGUGAUCGAUCCGCCGCAGUUUGUCAAGAUCCAGGAGCCGCUCUUCCGGCAGAUUGCCAAAUGUGUCUCGAGUCCACACUUUCAGGUAGCUGAACGCGCUCUAUAUCUGUGGAACAAUGAGUAUGCCAUGUCGCUGAUUGAGGAGAACAAUGCGGUGAUCAUGCCGAUCAUGUUCCCGGCCCUAUACCGCAUCAGCAAGGAGCACUGGAACCAGACCAUCGUGGCGCUCGUCUAUAACGUAUUGAAAACAUUCAUGGAAAUGAAUUCAAAGCUGUUCGAUGAGCUCACCUCCAGCUACAAGGCAGAGAGGCAGAAGGAAAAGAAACGUGAACGCGAUCGCGAGGAGCUGUGGAAGAAGCUGCACGAACUCGAAUCGAAUCGUUCCAAUGGGCGCACCGCAGGCGGCAGCGCAGCUGCGAAUGCAUCGAACAGCGCAUCAUCAUCCAACGCGGCGGCGUCCACGUCCUCCCAACUGCAGCCACCAUCCAUCAGCACAGCCGCCAUUAACUCUCAUCAGCAGCAGCAGCAGUCGAAUAGCAGCAGCAGCGGCAGUCUGUCCAGCGGCGGCGCCGGCGGCGACAAUAAUCCUGCGACCACAAAUGCAAAAAUCAAACAGGAUAAGGCGGAUAACUAA
Messenger RNA from Drosophila persimilis, 3222 nucleotides. RefSeq names its product serine/threonine-protein phosphatase 2A 56 kDa regulatory subunit epsilon isoform (gene wdb). The transcript is spliced from 9 exons. Gene Ontology annotation, cellular component: protein phosphatase type 2A complex; nucleus; cytosol. Gene Ontology annotation, biological process: protein dephosphorylation; signal transduction. Gene Ontology annotation, molecular function: protein phosphatase activator activity. Lineage: Eukaryota; Metazoa; Arthropoda; Insecta; Diptera; Drosophilidae. The record is from RefSeq and is a predicted model, not a curated record. The coding region runs from base 1612 to 3222 and encodes 536 amino acids.